AGGACUCAAUUACCCAGAAUGCUAUUGCACGUCGGCUGUAGAUGACGUCAUCACAUAUACACACACGAGGACUCGUCCGGAGCUGCUGCUGAGUCGAGGCUCCUUUUUUUUCCUCCUUCUGGCGCGUGAAGCCUGACCGGCGGUUUUAGUUCAGUGUAACGGGGUCUGUAUAUAAUAAGGAGACGUUUUACCGGGGGUGACUUUAAUAACGGAGAUUUCAACCGAACGAAGAUAUCUUUGUCUUCCUUCGUCAAAACACACACACAUAUAUAUAAAAGUCUACAUAUUUACGUUAAAGACGAACAGUUUCGGUCCCGCGCGAGCCAAUGGAGCCAGCGCGAGACGCUGCCCCGGAUUCGUGGGAACAGGAGGAUGAGGGCAGCGAGGCCCCGGUCAGCGCGCACACCGGCCUCAACGACUCCUUUAGCGGCCUCAACGUCAACGCCAAGCCCUUCAUCCCGAACGUCAACGCGGCCGAGUUUGUCCCCGGCUUCCUCCAGAAAGCGCCGGCGGAAACCAUCGCCCCUGUAACCGUUCCUGAGAAAAAUGGCCGUAUCGAGGUUUCAGUACCGGCUGCAGCUCCGCCUCUAGAGAACGGCUCCGGAGACGCAGAGACGGCAGCCGAGGACGAGAGCUGGGAGCAGAAAGGCGGAGAGGAAGACUCUCUCCAGGAAGAAGGAAUGGAGGAGGACGAAGAAGCGCCGACGCCAAAAGUGACUCCCGUUCAGCCCGACGCGCCCAAGAAGGAGCACGUCAACGUGGUGUUCAUCGGCCAUGUCGAUGCAGGAAAGUCGACCAUCGGCGGACAGAUCAUGUAUUUAACAGGCAUGGUGGAGAAGCGAACUCUGGAGAAAUACGAAAGGGAGGCUAAGGAGAAGAACAGGGAAACCUGGUACCUCUCUUGGGCUCUUGAUACCAAUCAGGAGGAGAGAGAUAAGGGCAAAACCGUGGAGGUGGGCCGUGCGUAUUUUGAGACGGAGAAGAAGCACUUCACCAUCCUGGACGCGCCGGGACACAAGAGCUUUGUCCCCAACAUGAUCGGGGGUGCGUCUCAAGCCGAUCUGGCCGUGCUGGUGAUUUCAGCACGUAAAGGCGAGUUCGAGACGGGGUUUGAAAAAGGAGGCCAGACGCGAGAGCAUGCCAUGCUGGCCAAAACGGCUGGAGUCAAACACCUGAUCGUCCUCGUCAACAAAAUGGACGACCCCACCGUGAACUGGAGCUUGGAGAGAUACGAGGAGUGUAAGGAGAAACUGGUGCCGUUUCUGAAGAAGGUCGGAUUCAACCCCAGAAAAGACAUUCAUUUCAUGCCGUGUUCAGGACUGACGGGGGCCAACCUGAAGGAACCGGUCGACCACUGCUCCUGGUACACAGGAUUACCGUUCAUUCCACACCUGGACAGUUUGCCAAAUUUCACCAGAUCCAGCGACGGACCAGUCAGAUUACCGAUCGUAGAUAAAUACAAGGACAUGGGCACUGUGAUUUUGGGCAAGUUGGAGUCCGGGUGCAUCAGUAAAGCUCAGCAGCUUGUAAUGAUGCCCAACAGGCAUACUGUGGAGGUGCUGAGCCUGCUUUCCGACGACGUAGAGACGGACGACGCGGGACCAGGUGAGAAUCUGAAGCUACGACUUAAAGGCAUCGAGGAAGAGGAGAUCCUGCCUGGCUUCAUCCUGUGCACUCCAGAGAACCUGUGUCACUCGGGACGCACUUUUGACGCUCAGAUUGUCAUCAUCGAACACAAGUCCAUCAUCUGCCCAGGCUACAACGCCGUCCUGCACAUUCACACCUGCAUCGAGGAAGUGCAGAUUACGGCCUUAAUUUGUUUGGUAGACAAGAAGACGGCUGAGAAGAGCAAGACGCGACCUCGCUUCGUGAAACAGGACCAAGUGUGCAUCGCUCGCCUCCGAACCGCAGGGACCAUCUGCCUUGAGACAUUCAAAGACUUCCCUCAGAUGGGCCGGUUCACCCUGAGGGACGAAGGAAAGACCAUUGCCAUUGGGAAAGUGUUGAAGCUUGUUGCUGAGAAAGACUGAAAAGUUCUGCGUGUGCAAGUGCGUGUGUCGUGGAGAAGCAGAACGUGGAAGCGGAGGUGGGUGUUGCUCCCGAAAGCAACACUUUUCCAGCCUUCCUGCCCUCUCGAAGAACCAGCUCACAAAAGCAAAACAACUCUUACAAGAAAUUGGUUUUUAAUCAAAGAAAAAAGAAAUCAAGUCCACACAUUUGUCAGCUUUCUCAUAUUGAGAGCUCAGCAGUGCCAUUUUUUUAUUUUUUUGGUCACCAGACUUACAGAAGAUGGUUUUUGUUUAUUGUUUGUUUUUUUUUUCCCACAAGAUGAAUACAGUGUGUGGUGAAGACACCGUUAUAAUAAAGACGUGGACCGGACUUCGCUUGUAUAACAGUAUCGUUUGAUACGGUCAAGGCCGAGAAAAAUAACGAAACAUCAGCGUUUCGGUCGUAUCGUCUCCCAUCGCUUAUACACACACUUUGGUUUCUCUUCUCAUGCCGUUCUUGCAGAGCAGCACACGAAUGUGCUCACAUGUUAUUAAAGCAUACUUCUAUAACAAUAAAAAUAUUAAAUUGGGGAAAUUCUAAGAUUG
Molecule: messenger RNA, 2594 nt
Organism: Tachysurus fulvidraco (yellow catfish)
Lineage: Eukaryota; Metazoa; Chordata; Actinopteri; Siluriformes; Bagridae
Gene: gspt1l
Product: G1 to S phase transition 1, like
Exons: 14
Coding region: 327-2030 (567 amino acids)
Biological process (GO): translation
Cellular component (GO): translation release factor complex
Molecular function (GO): translation release factor activity; GTP binding; GTPase activity
Source: RefSeq, a predicted model, not a curated record